Messenger RNA from Pomacea canaliculata, 1355 nucleotides. Its product is annotated as galactose-3-O-sulfotransferase 2-like. Gene Ontology annotation, biological process: glycolipid biosynthetic process. Gene Ontology annotation, molecular function: galactosylceramide sulfotransferase activity. The record is from RefSeq and is a predicted model, not a curated record. The transcript is spliced from 3 exons. Lineage: Eukaryota; Metazoa; Mollusca; Gastropoda; Architaenioglossa; Ampullariidae. Gene Ontology annotation, cellular component: membrane. Bases 48 to 1286 code for a protein of 412 amino acids.
UGACGUUACGAUAGAAAAACCUGAGUGUUAGUGUCAGUGACAUCGACAUGGCAACCUUCACUCUCUUCUACAGGGUGCUUGGCAAUAUGCUCAAAAGGCGUCUUCGUGUACUAAUAGUGGGAGGCUUGGCCUUAUCGCUGCUGCUGAUGAUACUGUUCUUCUCGCACUCCAAAAAUUCUACAGUCAGAUCAAAAUCGCAGCAUUCCACGCCUGGGUUCUUUCUGUUCGGCACCAAGGAAGGGAAGCCUCACCACCAGGUGCUGUUCCUCAAGGUUCACCGCUCUGGCAGCUCCACUGUGCAGAACGUCCUAUUCCGCUUUGCCGUCCGCCAUGAUCUCGCAGUCUGGCUACCCCAAGGGUCAAAGGAACACUUCUCUGAGGACCACCUGGCCUGGUGGGAGAGUGCGGGAGCCUUGCCACCUCCCGAGCACCGCUACGACAUAGCUUUCAACCACAUGGUGUACAAUCCGACAAUUGUCAGCCUCUACAUGAAGCCUAACAUUUCGCGCGUGGCCAUUCUUCGUGAACCCUUUUACAGGUUUCUUUCGUCCUUCCACUACUACCGAAACAGUUUUCGGCUCGAGUACUUGGCUCGCAUACCUGGCUCGGUGCCAAUUUACACCUACCUAGGGAAUCAACAGCAGUGGGAGCAUACGAACCCCAUGAAGUCACAAACAAACAAUCGGAUGAGCCUGGACUUCGGCCUUGACGCCAACGCCCUGCGGAACGAGACGGCCAUCAGGGCUCUGAUAGACAGGCUCGAAAUCCAGUUUAGUCUAGUGAUGAUUAUGGAAAUGUUCGAUGAAUCUAUGGUGCUGCUCAAGCGAACGUUGCGUUGGCAGACGCGGGACAUUCUGUACACGCAAAGAAAUUCCAUGCACAUGCCUUUCCAGAACGCUUUCUCCGAAUCACAAGUGGAGAAUUUCGCCAAAAACCAGAUCGCCGACUACAUGCUGUACCGCCACUUCCAUGCCCUGCUGGUAAAGAAGAUCGAAGUCAUCGGCCAAGAAUUCCAAGAGGAAGUGACCAUUUUCAAGGGCCAGGUCAAAAGGCUUCGGGAGUGGUGCCUGAAGGCCACAGGUCACAGCCUCAUCUUCGAAGCCACUCCGUGGAACGAGCGCUUUGAGGUAAAAAUUUCUGAGUGCCUCAUGAUGGCACUGGACGAAAGAGGCAUGAUGUCCCUGCUUAGACAUGCGCAGUCCAACAAAACCACACACGUGGGGUCCUUGUCGGAUAUUAAUCUGCACGAAAUCCUGCAAUUGACUUCCCGGGAAAAUGAAAUGUGACAUUUCGGAUUCUAGAUUCCAAGUCCAUUGUACACUUACGUGAUUAAAAAAAUAGAUUUAUGGAAAAAA